UCUAGAUAUUCCCCCUUCCUUUUUCCGAUGUUUUAAUUUCUUUUUAGAUGUUUUCAUUUUUACCCUCCAAAAUUGGUUCUGUGGAAACAAAGAAAUCAGAAAAUUGUGUGUGUGCCUGCUGGUUUUGGAAGCUCCAUCAAAGAAGAAGAUUCUCAUGGUACAGUGUGAUUCAGGUGGAAUAGCAGGGAUUGAUUCCGUUUGAGAGGGAAUAAACAUGGGUGAGGUAGUUGUGAGCGAGAGAUUAGUUGGAACGGCUGAGGAAGAAGAGAAGCAGACGACUACGGUGGCGGCUGCCGAGGAAGAAACUACUGCAACAGAGGGAAAAGGCGGAGGAGGAGAAUCGAAAGGGCUGAUGAGGUGGGAGAAGUUCUUGCCGAAGAUGGUACUGAGGGUGCUCUUGGUUGAAGCUGAUGAUUCCACGAGGCAGAUUAUAGCGGCGCUCCUCAGAAAAUGCAGCUACAAAGUGGCGGCUGUUCCUGAUGGCCUAAAGGCAUGGGAAAUACUCAAGGGAAGACCACGCAAUAUCGAUCUAAUACUGACGGAAGUGGAUUUACCUGCCAUAUCUGGCUAUGCACUUCUCACUUUAAUUAUGGAACAUGAUAUUUGCAAAAAUAUCCCUGUCAUAAUGAUGUCCUCACAAGAUUCUAUAAGUACAGUAUACAAGUGUAUGCUGAGGGGAGCUGCUGAUUAUCUUGUUAAGCCCCUUAGAAAAAAUGAAUUGAGGAAUUUGUGGCAGCAUGUUUGGAGAAGGCAAUCGUCAACUGUUGCCAUGAAUGGCCUCCAAGAUGAGAGUGUUGCGCAGCAGAAGGUUGAAGCCACUGCUGAAAACAAUGAUGCUAGUAUUCGUUCAAGUGGUGAUGCUGCUUCCAUUCAGAGAAAUAAGGAAUUAAUCGAGAAAGGAAGUGAUGCACAGAGCUCUUGCACAAAGCCCGACCUGGAAGCUGAGAGUGGCCCUGUCGAUAACAUGCAGGAAUUUGCUUCACUGAAAUGUGGUGAAUCAUAUCCAACUGGAACAAUGACACAAGAGGUAGAAACGUGCAUGCGUUUGGGGCAGAUAUCAGUUAUGCAUGACAGUCAUGCUGGAGGAUUAGCUAUGGCUAGUAGCAAAAAUUGUGAGACAAGCACAACGAAUGGCAAGGAUGGCGAUACAGAACAUUUUCGGAGUGCUACUAUCUGUGGUGAGGCUCAUGACAAUCACUGUGUUCAAAUUAGCUGUUCUAAGGAAGCUAUUGACUUGAUUGGAGCAUUUCAUAAUCGUCCAAACUGCAGUCUCAAAACUCCCACAGUUAACUGCACAGGAAAGUUUGACUUCAUUCCGCAGUUGGAUCUUUCCCUAAGAAGACCUCAUCCCAGCAACUGUGACAAUGAACUCGCUGAAGAAAGAAAUACCAUCAUGCAUUCAAAUGCCUCAGCUUUCAAGCGGUAUACAAACAAGCAAUUUCAAGCCUCACCUGCGAUUUUAAACUUCUCUGACCAACAAAGGGAACAGAGAACAAAUUGCGAGAAAAGUAUAUCCCAUUUUGCUACUGGGUGUAAUUCUGAUAGUUCAACACCUAGUGUGCAAAGAAAUCUUUUAUCUCCAACUACACCCCAAUCGAAAGAAUCUGAAGCAGCAACUUCACACUCACAACAGCAAGGGCACUCUCUCCCGAUUGCAGUUAAAGGUGUAAGGUUCAAUGAUUUGUGCACGGCCUAUGGUUCUGUACUUCCUCCAAUGUUUCGCACGCAAUCGGGUCCACCAUUGGUGCCUAGCCCCAGUUCAGUUGUGCUUCUUGAACCAGCCUUUCAAGUAAAUGGAUUUUAUCAAUCAAAUGUUAAAGACAAUAGUUCAGAGCAGGUUUAUGAAUCUCCCAGUUCUGGUGGAAAAAGUGCUCCAAACAACAUGAUUUCCAGACCGGAACACAAACCAGAACAUGCUGAGGAUCGAAGACAUAUCUCUCCUGCAACUGAUCAAAGUGGAUCCGGUAGCUUCUGUAAUGGAAAUGCAAGCCAUCUUAAUAGCAUGGGGUAUGGAAGCAACUGUGGAAGCAGCAACAUUGUUGAUCAGGUCCCAAUUGGCAGAGCAGCUUCAGAGGGUAAGAAUGAAGAGAUGGCAAACAAUGCGAGCUCUCAUCGAUCUAUCCAAAGAGAAGCAGCUCUAAAUAAGUUCCGCUUGAAAAGGAAAGAGAGAUGCUAUGAGAAGAAGGUUCGAUAUGAGAGCAGAAAGAAACUAGCAGAGCAGCGCCCGAGAGUGAAAGGCCAAUUUGUUCGUCAAGUGCAGCCGGAUGCUCUCACUGCAGAGAAAGAUGGCAAAGAAUAUGAUCUUUAACAGAUUUCUGACUCACUAGAGAGAACACUUAUUUAGUAUAGUUGCUUCAAAAUUUUGUUUUCUCGAAUCACAUGAUCUGUAUAUGCUUUCUAAGACGACUUUCCUCAUUUCUAUUUCCUUUUAGAUAUAGCUAAUGUAAUAUAUCCUUGUAAUCUAUAUAGUGUCAUAGUUAUUUUGCUGCCACAUUAUUUAUUUGUUUAUUUGUAAGGAUUUGAUUGUUCAUCAGGACUCAUGAUGAUGGAUUAUGUAGGAGAUUAUAGAGCAUUACUAUAACAUCAUAUGACGCUAAGUUUUUACAAGUAGUUCAA
Messenger RNA from Arachis stenosperma, 2616 nucleotides. RefSeq names its product two-component response regulator-like APRR5. Lineage: Eukaryota; Viridiplantae; Streptophyta; Magnoliopsida; Fabales; Fabaceae. The record is from RefSeq and is a predicted model, not a curated record. Gene Ontology annotation, biological process: cytokinin-activated signaling pathway; phosphorelay signal transduction system. The coding region runs from base 215 to 2308 and encodes 697 amino acids. Gene Ontology annotation, molecular function: protein binding. The transcript has 8 exons.